Molecule: messenger RNA, 1780 nt
Organism: Gossypium arboreum
Lineage: Eukaryota; Viridiplantae; Streptophyta; Magnoliopsida; Malvales; Malvaceae
Exons: 2
Coding region: 243-797 (184 amino acids)
Source: RefSeq, a predicted model, not a curated record
CAUCCAUGGAAGAUGCAUGCAUGCAUACAUACAUAUAUAAUUAUUUUGUUAAUUGCUACAAUGAUUGUCUUUCCGAUUCUUUUUAUAUGGAUAAUCGCAGUAAUAAUAAAAAAGUUAAAAAGAGGAGCACAAAUCUUGGUCGCGGACAGCACAGCUUUAUAAGCCUGCCUUAGAAUCGUAUAUCGAACUACAAGUCUUUAAAUUUAUUACAGGGAAAAGCAAGAAAGCAGAACUAGAACAAGAUGGUAGGAUUUUCUUCCCAAACAGAAUCUUGGGUUGCCACCAGAAACUCAAUCUACGAAUCCCAGAAAGAGGCAGAUAGCUUCGAAUUGGAUCUAAAACGUCUAGAUUUGAUAAAGAUAGAUCAAGAAGACGAGGAUAAUAAUAUUAACAACCAAGAUAAGAUUAGCACCACCAAGAAGAAUAAGAAGAAAAAUCAGGUGUUGCUGGAGGGGUACGUGGAGGCGGUUGAUGAGGAGGAUGAACUGAAGAGGACAAAGAGCUUGACCGAUGAUGAUCUAGACGAACUAAAGGGGUGUUUAGAUCUGGGGUUUGGCUUCAGCUACGAGGAGAUUCCUGAGCUUUGCAACACCUUGCCUGCACUUGAGCUAUGUUACUCUAUGUCUCAGAAGUACUUGGAUGACCACCAGCACCAUGCAUCUCCAGACACCACCGCUACCCCCGAACCCGUCGCCAAUUGGAAGAUCUCUAGUCCUGGUGACCAUCCAGAAGAUGUUAAAGCAAGGCUUAAAUUCUGGGCACAAGCUGUGGCCUGCACUGUCAAACUGUGCAACUAAAAGAUUUAUGAACAAUCAUUGGAAAAAUGAGAAUGAAUAUUUUUCUCAGUGAUGAGCAUCAACUGGAUAAAACUCUACGCUCUGCCGAACCAUGCCAUGGUGGGGAUGACAUUUCCAGCAAUUGUGGGAAAUAGACCAGGCCAAAAUUUUAAAAAUGGAUCAGCUGCAAGGAGCAUGGGAAGAAGUUGGAAAGGAAGAUGUUACAGGUUUGAGAUUAACCGAUGAUCCAAUGAGUCUUGACUUAAUUCUGCGGAGACUAGGAUGUAUAUGAUAUAUUAAUUGUAUCCCGUAUGCUAUGAAUAAAAUAUGUCUUCUUACUGCUACUAUGCUUCAUUGGUGUUUGAUAUAUAUAUAUAUAUAUAUAUGGCUAUGGAAUCCAACCGUCUGUUGGCUUUGCAUGCAGUGGUGAGAGUCUCCAGUUGAGCUUCACCAACUAGUUCCGGACCUCUGCAUUUGCUGAGGUAACUAAUCUAAUUGUGUUGAUUCAUCAUACCUGUGUUUCCUCUCACCAUGAUUAUUGUGGCGGUACCUAGCUAACCAAUGCCGCAGCAUGGAACCACUGAUACUUGAGCUUUGCUAAGAAUAAACUGACCAUUUUAUGGCCAUAGAUGAAUAUAGGGCGAACACGUAUGUUCAUCGCUUCUACUCCUAUUCUAUCUAUGCCUAAUGCCUUGAAUUUUGAGGUAAAUUGAUACUUAUAACCAGUAUGAAUCUUGGUGGGAGUUGUUAGGGUUUUCUUUCUCACGGAACGGAAGGCUGCAAAUUACACGUAUUCCACUGAGAUGACUCGUCUUUGCAUAUGUUAAUGUGGUGUUGAAGGUUACGUUUUGGUAUCAGUUUCAUUUUUUGGUUGAGAUAGGAAGAAAAAAACUUAUCUGAUACUCAAUAGGCCACAGCCUAGUUUGAAACAAUAAGAGAAGGGACGAAAACUCGGAUUGGAUUUCCGUUAUUAGUAAAAGAGGCUUUGAGUUGAAAUAUCAAAA